UGAGAUAAAUUUUAUUUUUUUUUUGAUGAACUUGUCAAUUUCUUUUAAGACUCUAAGUUCUUUUUUAGUACACAACGCCACACUAGUCCACCACCACAGGCGGGGAGGAGGGUCAGAGAGAAACGGACGAGAGCCAAACUCCGCCAUAGCCCGACAUCGAACGCCGCCGCCAACGCCAAAGGCAGCCGAUCCGCCGCGAGGCAUUCAAGGUAAAUCGCUACUGCUCCGCCUGCUUGCCGCCAUUUUAUCAAUAGUUUAUAACCUUAUAAGGUUGAGCAAAAAAGCAAAGAGGAGAUGAACAAGAAGGAGGUGUUGAAGCUAGCGAAGGGGUUUAGAGGGAGGGCAAAGAACUGUAUAAGAAUUGCAAGGGAGAGGGUGGAGAAAGCGCUUCAAUACUCUUAUAGAGACCGCCGCAACAAGAAGCGCGACAUGCGCUCUCUUUGGAUCCAGCGUAUCAAUGCUGGGACUCGCCAGCAUGGUGUGAAUUAUGGUAAUUUUAUGCAUGGGCUGAUGAAGGAAAAUGUGCAGCUGAACAGAAAAGUUCUGUCUGAGAUAUCUAUGCAUGAACCCUAUAGUUUCAAAGCUCUCGUCGACAUCUCGCGGGCUGCUUUCCCCGGGAACAAGCCCUCCGUCGUCCCAACUCCUCUGGAAAACAAAAAGGGUCUUUCACUUCUCGUGUAACGAAAGCCGAUUCUCUCUCAAUUAGGGCUCUGUCUUUUACCUGCACCUUUUGUAUGAAUUUGUGAACAUGGAUUUCUUUCAAGGCUAAUGAGGUUUUUGGCAGAACAUGAUUAUUUUGAUUCUUAAAACUAGUGUCGGAAUUUGAAUGUUGUUCUUUGGGGCAGAAACGUUCGUGUUGGUUAGACGAAAACAUUAAUGGUAAGAGUUAUCUUUGGAUUGCAUUUCAGACCGCAGAGGAAAUGCUAAAACUAAUACGAAAUGGAACCAUUUUAUCUUUCAAAGGCACACUUGUAAUCUUGUGAGUAUUUCUUUUGGAUAAACUUUAUCUUUUGUG
Messenger RNA from Cuscuta campestris, 1015 nucleotides. The record is from the annotation of a GenBank genome assembly. Lineage: Eukaryota; Viridiplantae; Streptophyta; Magnoliopsida; Solanales; Convolvulaceae.